Molecule: messenger RNA, 1515 nt
Organism: Fusarium proliferatum ET1
Lineage: Eukaryota; Fungi; Ascomycota; Sordariomycetes; Hypocreales; Nectriaceae
Exons: 4
Coding region: 1-1515 (504 amino acids)
Source: RefSeq, a predicted model, not a curated record
AUGCAGAUCUUACAGGCCGUCCAAGACCUGGCUCAAGAUGUAAAGGAACAACAGUCUUCGGGCGUAGCCGAUACACUCUCUCAAGCCCACCAGCCAACAAGGCCCAGUGAAGCUGACUCCCUGGUCAACUUAACUGCUACACCGCGGUCCAUUCCAGCUCCCGAAGGUCACGUCGAGAGAUUCUCCGAAGGCCUCGACAGCGUCUUGAAAUGGAAUGUGUUCCCUUUAGAUGUCAACCAUAUCCCUAUCGAUAACGGGAGCUUGAUGGCUAUGCCAGACGAGCUCCCUCCAAUAAGUUUCCCAGAGUUAAAGAGGCUGCAGAAAAGCUAUCUCAGUACUGUCCACAGCGUCAAUCCCAUUCUAGACGUCGCUGUACUCGACCAGUACGUUAUAAAGGUUUCAGAAAACGGACUGGACUGGACGACGCAGACAUGUCUUGUUGCCCUUGUGUGUGCCAUCGGUGCAUUGUGUCAGGACCCGCAUGUCGAAACACCCAGAAGCAACAACAGUUGGGAUGUUGACCAAACGACGGAUAUUGCCAUCUGGUUUAUGUGCAAUUUACAGCCACUCGAGGCCUGGAGGUACUUCACCAUGGCCGGAAACUCCUGCUACUCUGCAAUAUGGGCGAGGGAACCCACUAUGUCUGCUGGGCCGCCGAAUUCCCCCUCCAGUCCACAAGCAAUCAAACAAAGCAUUUUCUACACUGCAUAUAAAUCGGAAGUCGAGAUCCGCUACGAAAUACCCAGUUUACCAGGCUCAAUGCUGGAACACAUCGAGGAUCGCCUCACGUUUCCGUCGCCACCAGCAGCGAACUGUCUGUUCGACGAGACUAUAGCUUGGUAUUACUUCCUCGCAGACAUCGCCGCCCGGCAUUUGAUCAACCGGAUCGUCGAUGCCAAGGUCGAGAUCUCUGAUAGCCCCAGUGAGGUGCAAGCCAACUCUUUGCUGCGUUCAUAUGAGGUUUUUGGCUCGCAGCUACAAGACUGGUAUCUAUCCCUCCCACCAGAGAUAUCGUUCCCGCCGCCGGAUGCAACUAUUUCCUCCGAGUCGAAUAUCUACAAAAGAAUCCUCCGUUCACGGUAUCUAUUUAUCAAGGAGCUUCUGUGUCGGCCGUUUGUACGGCUGUGUCUAAACUACGAACUUAAACUCCCCAGUGCUCUGGAUGAUGAGAUACUCAGUAUAGCCUCCUUGGGCCUCCAGUAUUGUGCCUGGAGACUGAAAGCUGUGGAUCGAAUGAACAAACUGGACCAUGGACUGUGGAUAUGGAUUCGAAAUAGUACAGCUUGUUCCAUGAUACUGAUUGGUGCUGCUCGGAGCCUCCAGUCCCAGUCCGCAACUGCAUCUGGGCGACUAGUUCUUCCUGGAGAUUGGCGUGAGACUGUUGUUAGUUUCUUGCAUGGACUUGAAAAGUAUUCUCACGAAACGAGAGGUGGCGUAGCUUCGUGCUAUCAACUUGUGACAUGGGGUCUUGACGGGUUUCAACCAAGCUCACCAGAUAUCAUUCAAGAGUUAUAA